Didymodactylos carnosus is the source of this 1101-nucleotide messenger RNA. NCBI's taxonomy places the organism in Eukaryota, Metazoa, Rotifera, Eurotatoria, Philodinida, Philodinidae. The record is from the annotation of a GenBank genome assembly.
AUGUUGAUGAUGGCACAGUUCUUGAUGAUCAAUCAAGAACUCCCAGUAGCACGCAGUCAACCAAUAUUAGAACGCGUAAAAACAUCGGAUGAUUUAUGUUUAAUCAAAUGUCUUCGAAUACGUAUUGAUCUUGGACUUAUUCUGUGUGAAAUGUGUUCAACUUUCAAAAAUGAAGCACCAUCAAGUAUAAUCCGGGAUGUUAAGGCUUCAUUUGGACAUUUUGCUUUUGUCAAACAAUUGCGAGAUCAGCCGAUGUCACGUGAAUUUCGUAAUUUCAAAAGUCAUCUAAAAACACAUCUAGAAAGCAAGCUACAUAUUUGGUGCAGCGAAGAACAACUAAACAGAAAGCAAUAUUUUGAAGAUUUUUUGAAAAAGAACCGUAUUGCUGGAAUGAACGUUGGAAGGUGUGCAUUAUUUUGUAUUAGAAGUGGAUUAGGUGGCUUAAAAUUUGAAGAGAGUUUAAAUCUGAUGGACUUAUGUGGUGCGCCCUUGGUACUUAUCGAAACACCUAAUCCCAUAACAAAACACCGGCCAGCUUUUGCUAUUACAGUUGACAAAGCAACAUUUCUUCGACGAUCGGUUCAAAUUUCAAUGAUACUAACGAUAAUAGAUGGAGAAAUUACAUCAAUAUAUUUAAAAGCGCCAUUAUGUUUGACUGAAUUAACUGGAAAAGGACUAGCAACAAAUUGUGUUGAAGUGUUACAAACGUUCGGACUGUCACAGUUCACUCUGCAGCAACAACUCGUUAGUGAUGCGGUGGAUGGGGCAUAUCUUCACUUAAACAUUGAUAAACAUUUAUGUGAUGAAAUUGGAAUGAAUGUUGAUUGGUUAUGUUUUUCAUGGGAUCCAGCCCAUUUAAUUGAACUUGCUGUUAAUGAUUUAAAGAAGAAAAGAAGUUAUAUGUGGUUAACAUCAUUCAUAAAACUAUGUUCAAACUUAAUGAAACAAUACAGUUAUGGGAAAUCAUAUGAACAACUCAUUGAAACAGCGGAUGAAUUGGAUGAAGAUAUACUUGAUCCCAAACGAUUUCACGAAACCAGAUUUGUUAGUUCGAAGACGAGUGUACGAAACUAUUUUUCGAGAUUGGGCUGUACUUUAUGA